AUGGCGGGCGGUACUCCACAGGGUGAAGCGCUGCUGAAGCGCCCAUUAUACGUGUACUCUCUCCCCGCCGAGCUGCUCGAGUCCCUAACCACCAAAUCAGCAAACGGCAGCAGAGUAUUGCCAACGGAGUCAAACGAGUCCCAGGCUGGAGCAAGGGAUAGCGAGGAUGACUCAAGCUCUCCAGGCUCCAAGUCCUGUGCCCUUUGCCAAGUAACCUUCCAGGAGGUCAGAGAACAACGGGAGCACGUCAAAUCGGAUCACCACCGGUAUAAUUUGAAAGCUAGGCUACGUGGAACUGCUACACUCAAUGAGACAGAGUUUAACAAGGCUAUUGGCGACCUUGAUGAAUCUAUAUCUGGUUCAGACUCUGAAUCGAAUGACGAGGAGGAGAGCGGACAGCAAACACCUGAUACCACCCUGACAGCGCUAUUGAAAAAACAGGCAAAGAUAAGCUCACCAGUGCCUUUUGAUGAAAGCUCAGACUCAAGUAAAAAGGGCCGCGGAGGGAGAGCGCCGUUGUUAUGGUUUGCAAGCCCCCUGCUCGACAUAAAUACCUCGUUAGGGAUAUAUCGGGCUUUAUUUACAAACGAAGAACAAGCGGAACCCAAUUACCUAGUUGAUUCUCUUAAGGCCAAACAAAAGAAACCCCAUAUUAUUCACCGGGCCCAAGAUACUUCAGAGUCAGCUUCAAAUGCAUCCAAGGCCACAGCGGACUCAUCCCCUGAACAUAUAUUUCUGUGUAUGAUAGGUGGCGGCCAUUUUGCAGCCAUGGUAGUAGCGCUCGCGCCUGAAGUUCAGAAACGAUCUGGAAUCGAAGAAAGACAGGCACGGGUACUUGCCCAUAAAACAUUCCAUCGAUACACCACAAGACGAAAACAAGGAGGUGGUCAGGCAGCUCAUGAUGCUGCGGGAGGGGCUGCCCACUCUGCUGGCGCUACAUUGCGGCGAUAUAAUGAAGCAGCCUUGGAAAACGAGAUCAGACAGUUGUUGAAGAGCUGGAAGGAUAUGAUUGAUGAUGCACAGUUACUCUUUAUUCGAGCGGUUGGAUCUACUAACCGCAGAAUAUUGUAUGGUCCGUACGAGGGACAGGUUCUGAAACAUUCUGACCCAAGAAUAAGAGUGUUCCCGUUCAGCACACGCCGAGCCACCCAGGCAGAGCUCAUGAGAGUAUUCACAGAACUCACUCGUGUCAAGGUCAGCCAUAUCGACGAGGCUGCUCUUGCUGCAGAAGAAGCGGAGCGGGAGGCUGCCUCUAAAUCUCCAAAGUCUGUCGCGCAAAUCCAACCUCAGAAACCUAAAAUAUCCAAAGAAGACGAAGCUGCGAUGCUCCAUACAUCUCAGAUUCAAGCUCUUAUCCGGCGCUCAAAGGUUCCCGCACUUUUAUCAUAUAUUGCGAGUAAUUCUAUACCACAUGACUUCCGUUUCUACCCUCCCAACUCGUCGCAGAACUACCAUGCGUCGACACCCCUCCACCUUGCCGCAAGUUCCAAUUCACCAGCUGUAGUCAGUGCAUUGAUGAUAAAAGUUCGGGUGGAUCCGACACAGCUGAACGACGAUGGGAAACCACCAUUCGACCUCGCUGGAAACCGCAUAACUCGGGACGCAUUCCGAGUUGCUCGACUUGAGCUUGGUGAAGAGGCUUGGGAUUGGGAAGCUGCCCAUAUACCCUCUGCAAUGUCCAAGCAAGAGAGUGAAAACCGAGAAGAAGCGGAGAGAAAAGCGGCAAAAGAAGUCGAGGAUAAGAGACGAACAGAAGAAGUUGAACGUCUCAGGAAAGAGGAAACUCCUUCAAUAGGAGGGAAGAACCGGGCGUCACGCCAAACAAUUGCAGCUAUUCAGCAGAAGACCGGUGCUGAGAAACGAGAAGAGGAAACAAGAGGAAUGACACCGGAGAUGAGGAUGAAAUUGGAACGAGAACGGCGUGCUAGGGCCGCUGAGGAAAGAUUCCGAAAAAUGCAAAGUGGCUCCGGUGCUUGA
Messenger RNA from Nannizzia gypsea CBS 118893, 1977 nucleotides. Its product is annotated as ankyrin repeat and zinc finger domain-containing protein 1. The coding region runs from base 1 to 1977 and encodes 658 amino acids. The record is from RefSeq and is a predicted model, not a curated record. Lineage: Eukaryota; Fungi; Ascomycota; Eurotiomycetes; Onygenales; Arthrodermataceae. The transcript has 2 exons.